AAAGGUUUAAAACUUAGUAGGACAAAAACAGAGUAUUUGGAAUGUUCAUUUAAAGAUGGAGCUACUACAAAUAAAAUGGUAUCUUUGGAUGGUGAAAUGAUUGUAAAAAGCAAUAGUUUUAAGUACCUAGGAUCGGUAUUACAGAGUAAUGGAGAAAUAGAUGGAGAUGCAUGCAGUAGAAUUAGGGCUGGAUGGAUGAAGUGGAAAGAAGUGAGUGGUGUGUUGUGUGACAGAAAAAUUCCAAUGAAGCUGAAGGGAAAAUUCUAUAAAACAGCCAUAAGACCAGCUAUGAUGUACGGAACUGAAUGUUGGGCAGUGAAAAAGAAAGAGGAACAGCGAAUAUAUGCAUUACGACAAGGAGAAGCAAAGAUUAUUAAAAUUAUUUAA
Messenger RNA from Diabrotica virgifera virgifera (western corn rootworm), 387 nucleotides. RefSeq lists its product as uncharacterized. The record is from RefSeq and is a predicted model, not a curated record. Bases 76 to 387 code for a protein of 103 amino acids. The transcript has 2 exons. NCBI's taxonomy places the organism in Eukaryota, Metazoa, Arthropoda, Insecta, Coleoptera, Chrysomelidae.